AUGGAUCGAUUAGGCGUUAUUUAUUUUCCGAAUGGAUCAUUACUUCAACCAGAACAUCAAAGAAAACUAAAUGAAUUUUAUGGUAAGAUUUAUCAACGAUUAGAAUUGAUUUACAAAGCAUCACAUGAUGGAUUUGAUGCAGCUACAUUUCAUUCAUUUUGUAACAAUCAAGGACCGACAAUGACAAUUAUUCAAUCAAACAAUAACUAUCUUUUUGGAGGUUAUACGUCUAUUCCAUGGACUUCAGAUGGUUCAUAUAAAAAUGAUACUACAGCAUUUUUAUUCACUUUAAUUAAUCCUCACCAUAUUUCACCGACUAAAUACCUCAUCAAUCCUGAUAAGAUAGGAAACGCAGUUUAUCAUCACAAUGAUCAUGGCCCAAUAUUUGGAAGCAAUCACGAUAUCUUGGUGAAAAAUGUUAGCAAUUCUAACGACUCAAUCUACACUAAUUUCCCUUCUUCAUACCUCGAUAUAACAGAAAAGGGUGAUAUUACAUUCACCGGAGCUCGAAAUUUUACUACAUCUGACAUUGAAAUUUACAAGCUAGCUUAGAUUAAUUUUCACGCUGUUAAUUCUUAACGUUGACUGAUAAAUAGAAUUCAUUUAUGAUGAUCUUGAUUUAAAGAUCUAUUUCAUCCUGCAGUGUUCAGAUUUUCGAAAAAAAAGAAAUUUCCAUCAUAAAUAAUCAGAUUUCAGAAACUAUUAUGCAGCGAAAAAGAGAUCCAGAAAAAAUACAGAUAUUUGCGAACAAUUUCCGAAAUUUACCCAGACAUGAGAAAGAAACUUCCGAGCAAAAUAUUUUUUCGAAAAUUUUUUCAGACUGAGAAAACCUUUCCUGAAUUAUGUUCGCACGCGCGGACAGACUUUGCACCAUUGGUAGGGUCUCCAUCUUCAUAGUACAAUAAAUUCAUAAGUUCAGAGAAUUAAUACAUAUAAAUUUUCGUAUCUACUGAUAUAUGUGAGUAAUUUCCAUGAUUUCCUAUGCUACAAAUAAUGGUUUGCAGUUGUAAAUGUUGAAUUUUUCUGAAAAUAGCCUAGUGCGGAUUCAGUCAUUUCAGAAUGUAGUCAAAAAUUUGCUUAUGAUUGAAAAUGAAUUGUUCAUUGUUCCACUAGCUUUACAGUUGGUCUCAUGAUAAGUUUCGAUGAUUUCU
This is a messenger RNA of Rotaria sp. Silwood1, 1151 nucleotides long. The record is from the annotation of a GenBank genome assembly. Lineage: Eukaryota; Metazoa; Rotifera; Eurotatoria; Philodinida; Philodinidae.